This is a messenger RNA of Cuculus canorus (common cuckoo), 10287 nucleotides long. RefSeq names its product kelch like family member 31 (gene KLHL31). The coding region runs from base 229 to 2133 and encodes 634 amino acids. Gene Ontology annotation, molecular function: protein binding. The transcript has 3 exons. The record is from RefSeq and is a predicted model, not a curated record. NCBI's taxonomy places the organism in Eukaryota, Metazoa, Chordata, Aves, Cuculiformes, Cuculidae. Gene Ontology annotation, biological process: negative regulation of protein phosphorylation. Gene Ontology annotation, cellular component: cytoplasm; nucleus.
UCUCUUUUCCUCACCGUAACAGCAAAGUGUACACUGGAAACCACAAGCUGGGACCUACCAAGUGGCCUCUGAUCUUUCUCUCCCCUUUUUUCUUUUGCCACCUUUCCUCUCUAUUUUUUUUCUCAUUUUGCCAAGGAAGAGGCAUUUUCACUGACAGCUUCUUGGACAGCUCUGGGACACUAUUUUUCUGAGGAGGCAAGCUCUUGGCUGUAAUAUUUCAUUGCAGUCAUGGCCCCUAAGAAGAAGAAUGUGAAGAAGAACAAAACAGAUAUCAAUGAAAUGACUAUCAUAGUGGAAGAUGGCCCCCUCAGCAAACUAAAUGGCUUGAAUGGACUCUUGGAUGGAGGAAAUGGUUUCAGCUGCAUCUCAUCUGAAGUUUCUGACCCACUAUACAGCCCAAAUCUCUUGGAAGGUCUAAGCAGAAUGAGACAAGAAAAUUUUCUUUGUGAUUUGACUAUCAGUACCAAAACUAAAUCCUUCAGUGUUCAUAAAGUGGUGAUGGCUUCAAGCAGUGACUACUUUCACAACAUCCUAAAGAAAGAUCCCUCCAUUCAAAGAGUAGACCUCAAUGAUGUAUCCCCACUGGGUCUGGCUACUGUUAUCACCUAUGCUUACACAGGAAAACUAACUCUCUCACUUUACACAAUAGGUAGUAUUAUUUCCACAGCAAUUUAUCUACAGAUUCAUACCCUUGUAAAGAUGUGCUGUGAUUUUCUAAUCCAAGAAAUCAGUGUUGAGAAUUGCAUGUACAUUGCUAAUAUCGCUGAAACAUACGGACUAAAAACAACCAAGGAAGCAGCGCAUAAAUUUAUUAGAGACAACUUCAUUGAAUUUUCAGAAACGGAUCAGUUCUUAAAACUUACUUUUGAUCAGAUUAAUGAACUUCUUGCAGAUGAUGAGUUGCAGUUGCCUUCUGAAAUUGUUGCAUUCCAGAUUGCAAUUAAAUGGCUGGAAUUUGACCAAAAAAGAGUAAAGUUUGCUGCCGAUCUCUUAGGUAACAUCCGUUUUGGCACCAUCUCAGCUCAAGACCUCGUCAAUUAUGUUCAAACUGUGCCGAGAAUGAUGCAAGAUGCAGACUGCCAUAAGCUCCUAGUGGAUGCCAUGAACUAUCAUUUGCUUCCCUACCACCAGAAUACUUUGCAGUCCAGAAGAACGAGGAUCCGUGGAGGAUUCAGAGUCUUAGUUACUGUUGGGGGACGCCCUGCUCUAACAGAAAAGUCUCUUAGCAGAGACAUCUUAUACAGAGAUCCUGAAAAUGGAUGGAAGAAGCUGAGUGAAAUGCCUGCUAAAAGUUUUAAUCAGUGUGUAACAGUGAUGGAUGGAUUUCUCUAUGUGGCCGGUGGAGAAGACCAGAACGAUGCCAGGAACCAAGCCAAGCAUGCAGUCAGUAAUUUCUGCAGAUACGACCCUCGUUUCAACACCUGGAUUCACCUGGCAAACAUGAAUCAGCGGCGCACCCACUUUAGCCUGAAUGUGUUCAAUGGCCUCCUUUUUGCAGUGGGUGGUCGCAACUCCGAGGGGUGCCUCUCCUCGAUUGAAUGCUAUGUACCUGCAACUAAUCACUGGCAGAUGAAGGCGCCCUUGGAGGUGCCCAGGUGCUGCCACGCCAGUGCGGUGGUGGAUGGUCAGAUCUUGGUUACAGGAGGUUACAUUAAUAACGCCUACUCUCGCUCCGUGUGCAUGUAUGACCCCAGCAAAGAUAGCUGGCAGGAUAAAUCCAGCCUCAGCACCCCAAGAGGGUGGCACUGUGCGGUGUCCCUUCUGGAAAGGGUGUACGUCAUGGGUGGGUCUCAGCUGGGGGGGCGAGCCGAAAGGGUUGACGUUCUCCCCGUGGAGUGUUACAGUCCUUACACGGGGCAGUGGAGUUACGUGGCGCCACUUCAAACCGGAGUUAGUACGGCUGGUGCCUCCACACUUAACGGGAAAAUCUACUUAGUGGGUGGCUGGAAUGAGAUAGAGAAAAAGUAUAAGAAGUGCAUUCAGUGCUAUAACCCAGAUCUCAAUGAAUGGACAGAGGAAGAUGAGCUGCCUGAGGCCACUGUGGGCAUAUCCUGUUGUACAAUAUCCAUGCCCAACACCAAGACAAGGGAGUCCAGGGCCAGCUCAGUCUCCUCUGUUCCAGUCAGUAUUUAAAUACGGGUCUAACUAGCAAUAAGUAGAAAUGUUUACCAGCACUGCGGUAUAAUUAACCCUUUAAGUAGCAUUUCUCUGCUUCUAUGGAAAAAAAAUUAUUGGCUUUGCAACAGUUUAAACAGUGCAAAUUGGCCAGUUUUCAUGACCCUUAAUACAGGUGGUGUGAAACAACAUAUUAGGGAAAAGAUAAAUUUUCUUAGCAGGAAGAGAGAUUUAACUCAUAACUGCAGAAUUUCCUUCUCUUCCUGACUUUGCCACUGACUUACAGUACUAUCUGUGGCAAAUAAUUUGAUUUUUUUGUGCCUUGGUUUCCCUACCUGUAAAAUAGAGAUAAACUUGCUUCAGAAGAUUGUUGUGAGGUUUCUUUAAUAUUGUGUUUUAAAUGCUUUCAGAACCCAAACCAAAAGUCAGAUAUUGCUAAUCAUAGAUUUCAAAGUACAUCAGAAAUAUGCCAUGUCAUCAUAAAAGUGAUUGGUUUUGUUCUUUUCCAAACAUUUUCUAUUUUGACAAACAGAAGGGGGGAAAAAAAAAAACCAAAAAUCCCCCAAAAUAUAGCCUGUAGCAUGUGCAUACUUUCCUUGUAUUCACAGAAAAUUUCUCAAGACAUUUUCUCCUUCAGAAGUUUGAAAAAAAAAGCCGUAUCUUCUCUCACAAAACACUGUAAUUCUCAUAUUUAAUGUUGUGAUAUGGCUUUCAAGACCUGAAUCCACAAAGUACCUUAGCUCCUGUGGAUGUUAUGGGCCAGAUGCAAGGUCUACCUUGGAUGUCAGAUUUCCAUGCUGACCUCCAUGUGUACACCAAGGAACAGACCGCCACUCCAUCCUCCUCUUCACCCUUGGAGAUUCUCGUGUCACUCCAGGUGGAAGGCAUGAAGGGCAGUCAGUAUGUCUCCUCCUGUUCCUACUCUUCCUGUCUGUUUAGGAAUGUAUGCCCAGGUUAUCUUCUUGUUCAAUAAGGUCCUUGGCCAUGCAAGGAGCGAGGAGUUGCCACAGCAGGGCCAAAAUCUGGAAGCUGAGUUCAUGUCAGGAGAAUGCCAAUGUCUAAUGGUGUUUGAGAGUGAAGAUGCACAGAGCGUCUCUCGUUUUCAGCAUUAUUCUGACAAAUUCCCAGUUGAGUGAGGAACGAAGAUUGAAUAAAAACCGCUGGAUCUGCCUAUAAGAGUAGGGAACUGUGGAACAUAGUGAAUCAUGGGAAAACUGAGUGAAAUAGAAAAGACUUUCCUUAGUAGUACCGAAGAGAUACCUUAACAUCUUUCUUACUAGGUAUAGGCACAGCAUCACCCAAAGUAACAUUUUCCUGAGUAUACAAUUAAGUAUCUCCUUUUGAAGCCUUCAUUACAGCCCUGUUUAUGGAGCUUCUAUUGAUAUUUUUCCACAGGCUGGAAAUGUGCCUGUUUCAGUCUGUGAAGUUUUCCCAUUGAGUAAAGUGAAGUCAUGCUCAACUUAGACUACCUUCCAAGAACUUUUCUUCCUAAUUUCAGCAUGCAGUGGGGGAGUUAAGCAUGAAACCUAAUCCUAUUCCCUUAGGCAAAGAGAUAUGCAACCUAUAAUGUCCCCUGAGAAUUUCAUACCAGAGGGCUGCUGUCAGCACAAAAUAUCUACAUCUUUCUGUUGGGAAGCAAUGCAAAGAAAUAAAAUGAUGUAAUGUAACCAAAAGAGUAGAAGUUCACUCACCUUAACCAAUUCAUGGAGGCAUUCAUGUGCAUUUCCCUCAGAUUAUUACCGACACCUCUUGGCCCCAGUGCCAAUGAGAAGGCAUGCUUUUAGCAAUAUUUACAUGGCAUCUAGAUUUUUAUCUUAUUUUCAAAAGGGGAAUACUACAAAAUUAUCUGUAAGUGCAAAUAUUCUUGAGGCACGCAUUUUCAGGAUUUAUGCUCUGCUCUUUGUAGCUUUGUUGCAUCUACACAUUGAACAUCAGCAUGAGCAUGACACAGUGUUAGAGAGGAAGUAAUUCACUUUGUUGGUUGGGAUUAAAUUCCACGGUACUCAGUCCUGUUUUCCAGUUCUAUGUUACAGAGUUCAUGUCUGCAUCCUGACUACACAAUUUUAAAUCUCAAAUUCUAUUUCUGAGUGCUGCACGUUAUUAAAAUAUACUCCGUUGCAAUGACUUUUGGCCAAAGUAGUACUGUCAUGUAGGAUUGAUUAAUUUAAUUAGCAUACAGUUAUCCUUUUUCCUGUUUAAUUCAUAUAAGGAUAAUUCUAAUCCACAGUCACAGGACAAAAUAUGGAAUAGUCUAACAGAGUAAGAUUGCUUUUGUUUUAAAUACAAAAAUGCUUUUCUUGCCCAUUCCAGCCCCCAAAAGCAUUCUCAUGGAUGACAGCAUAAUUUCUCUUCUCCGAAAGUCAUGAUCAUGUUAUUCAUAUGAAACUAUUUUAAAAACUCUGAAAAAUCUAUCUGCUCCAAUAUUUUUGUUUUAAAUUUUUAAUACUGUUAGAUGAAGUUGAUUAUCCAUCACCAGUCCAAUGAAGACACAUGCAUAUAUGUGAUUAUGGCUGUAUGCGUGCUCUAGUUAUUUAGUAUUUCCAAGGUACCCAUGAUGUGAUGCUUAGGAACUGAAGAAGGAAUAAUUUUGGCCCCAGACAAACACUGAAUAAAAUUCUAUCAAAUGCAAGCACCUCUCUUCUCCUGUUGGAACCAAGUUCCAGAAUGCUAUGAGUAGUCAGAUGUUGCAGCACACUUUCCUCUUUGUGAGCCAACGCUUCCUAUAUAUCAACAACCAUCUUCUGUUUUCAAGUAGAAAAGUAUUUAUGAAUGAUGGGCUAAGUGCAAUGAAUCUACUCUCUUACUACUUAAAGGGUUAAAAACUUUGGGGGCCAAAUCCUUUUCAUCUUACUCACAAAAAAAUGUUCCACUGGAAUGACUGAAUAAGAUGUACAGGAUUUCGAACUCUUGGCCAAAUUCUGGCAGAACCGUGGACAUAGAUGCCUGCUAGAACUGUCACACCCAGAAGGAAGACUGCUUCUCAGUCUCCACUGCCUUUGGCCAUGACAAGUCCCUAAAGAUGUGUCCUAUGACAGGAUCCAGGCACCACUGUCCAUGUGGUCCUUCCGUAGCACAAAGUAGGUACCUACUUCAGGCCAAAAAUUUUUGGUAGAUUAACAUACAGUAUUGUUAUCAGUAUAGCACUCCAGUGUGGGUUUAUAUUAUCUUCUCUAAACAUCUGUUUAGGCUUCAACUGCAUAUUGAGCCGGGAUUUGGCCUGUAAUAUGUGACGAUAUCAGCUGGACUUAAUAUUAUUUUAAUCAUACCAAUGUACUGAGCUAUUUGUGACAUUUUUAUGUACAAUCUUGUUUUGUUAGAACUGUGAAAAAUGAUUUGUAUGUUGUGAUUUUGGGGACAGUGUCCAGUAUGGUAUUUUCCCAGAUGUUUAAUAACAACAUCUCAGUUGAACUUGAAAUAUUGUAUAUCCCCAAAAGAAAUUUUAAAAUACAGUGUAGGAAUUACUGUGUAUGGUAAUAUAAAGUAGAGCAGGGGGCUUCUACCUGUAUGAGAUGCAGAUUGUUAAAACACUACAGGGAUCAUCUUUGAUGCUAUACUAAUAGUGAAAAAAUAAACCAAUAUAUGCUGUUAUAUUCAAAAUUCCUUAUGCCCAUGCAUUUUAUAGCCAACAACAUCUGUGCUUCCAAGGAAUUCAAGUCUGAAAAUAAGGUUUUUUCGGUCUGUGAGUGAAACAGUUUGAUAAUGUUUUGUUUUCUUGUUUAUUCAUGCUUGUGUAGGUGCAUGGGAGAGUGUGUUACAAGGUUGUGAGUGAGGAUCUUACUGUUGGAAAGUUAUGCUGAAAGGAAGAUUUCGUGCUUAGUUCUUAAUCAAGAUGAGAUUGUAAUCGUUUCAUCUCUUCCAAAAGUUAACCCACAAGAUAAUCUGUGGUUCAGUCAAGAGUUCAGUAAGCUCAAGUGCCAACUUGUAGCUGGUCAAAGAGGGAAGCAGAAAAAAAUAGCAUCAACCAAAGCUAUGAGGUGCUGAAAAGUGUUUUGUUUUGUGUUGAGAUUUUAAAAUGGCAAUUCUUGCAGGAAAAAGUACGUGAUGAAUGAAAUGAUGGAAUAAGACCAUGCUUUAUAUUAUCUUGAAACAUAGAUUAGCUGAUCCUGCAGUUUUAACUCCUCCCAAACCCAUGCUGGCUUUAGGGGGAGUUUUUCACUGGUGACAGAGCUGGGUUUGGUAAUUCUAGUCGCAAACCCAAUGGUCAAACAAACAGUUGUAUGAGCAUGCAUACAUUCUUAAAUUCAGUGAGACUUCUCCUAUGCGCACUUAUUCUAAUGGGCUUAUGUUUGGAAAAUUAACACACAAGAACUAAAUCCAUAGCUGGACAAGUAUCAAUGUCCAAUGAAAGCCAACCUGGAGGUACUAUCCUAAUCCUCCACAUCACCGUUCAAUUACCCACUUACCAUGCAGGCACGUGACUAGAUUUCCCCAUAAGGAUUAUUUCCUUUGGGAUUGCUGCUCAAUGAAAUCAUCUGUAUGCUCCAAAGAUUUUUGUGCAACUCGCAGGACGGGAGAUACAAGCAGCUCCAGUCAGUGGAAAGGGGAAGAUGGAGCCCCUUUGCACAGUCAGUAGACUAAGAUUUUGAUCUCGUUUCCCAACAAUGUUUGAGAAAUACUUGCUGGAAGGAAGUACCUGCUUCAACACACACCUUUCCGUAUGCAGCUUUUCUUCUUGUUACCUAACCGAGGUGGCCCAUCCUUUCUUAUGAAAAGCAAGAUUCAAUUUCCAAUAGCCUGUAACUUGAAUUCUCAGCUGAAUUGAAUUUUCAAUCCAUUUUAUCAAAGUUUACCCAGGCUGGGAGAUCUUUUUUGAACUCUGAAUCCACUUACUUGGAGAAGGCAGUUGAAACCAAUAGUCCUACUAUAGUCUCCUGAUCAUUUUCAAAUGAAUCUUCUCAUCUUUUUGUUAAAGACCUACUUUGUAUAAGUAAUCAAAAACAUUGUAGUGCACAGAUUCAGAUUUGUGUUCUGACUCCUCCAGGCAAGAGGAGGAUCUCUUUUCCCUAUUAUUUUCUGUUUUCUGGUCCAUCACUCAAAGACUCAUGAGGCACCAAAGAAGAUGCAGAGAUGCAAAUAGCACAUAAAAGCUCAUCUGUGAAUCUAAUUUAAAAAAUCCCAUCACUAGUAGCCACAACAAAGCAAAGGACACUGCAAUGACUUUUGUGGGAAAAAGGGGUGAAAAAUGAGCCACCGGUGCUCAUUUGCAAGUGUGGCACUGCUCAGACCUCUGUUCCCAGAAAGAAUAAAGGAAACUACAUGCAAUUCUAUAUAGCUUUUGUGACAUUCAGUUAAUAUCAGAUGAGUUUUGCCAUGCAAAAGGCUCAUAUGAGUUCAUUGUCAUCUCAAUGCAAACUAAAUUUUCAAUAAAAAUAAAACUUAUGAGGAAUACAUAGUCGAUUUCUGGUGGUAAGAAUGGGAACACAUGCAUUUCAAUACCCCAAACGUUACGCUGGUUGCUGCCUUGGCAGUUUUGUUACCAACAAGAGAAGUUAAAAAUCUUACUUAUUUGUGUAAAGCAUUUCCUUGGCUUAUGAGGGUUAGACAUACUGCUUAGACAAAUAGGUUUUCUAAUUAUACACUUUAAGGAUGGACUGUGAUAACACAAGGGAACAUAUUUCAAAAGAAAAAAAAUCUGUAAGUGUAAUGUGAGAAUGUUACUACUUAAAAAUUAAAAUUUGUGGUGCAGCAGUUGUCAUUAAGAGGAAUAACAGCAUGUUGGGGUUUUUUCGUUGUAUGCUUUAAAUAAAACUGUCGACACACACUGCAAACAAUUUAUUCUUGUUGUAAAAUCAGUUGGAGACUGCGAGACUGUCUUUCUGAUGAAUGCCUGGUUGCAGCUGAAAUAUGCUUUGUUUUCUGAGCCCUGUGCUGAUCCUUGCUUUCAUAUCAACUAACUGGAAUGUUUGUUACACCCGGGCUGUCAAACCACCUUCACAAUAAGCUACACAGUGUGACACUGGAGCCGUUUUUGUCUUUUGCCUUUUAUUACAAGGACAACAACUUGGCUUGUAAUAAUGAAUUUCACAGUUACUUGUCCUAGCCAAAAUGCCUAACAAAAAUGGUGAUCGAUCCAAUGUCUGAUUAGCACUUCAACGUGUUUCAUUUGGAUUGCUGUGAGUAACAAAAAGCAUUUCUCAUGUUUUGACACCAAAGGUUUUGGAUUAAAGCAUGAUGAGACAUUCAGCAGAAGUCGUGACCUGAAGGGAUACCCAUCCUGCAGUUGUGCAGAGGUAGCAACCAUGGGUUCCGUUUUCCUAGUAAAGAAAACUUAUCAACAACAUAACAGCAGCUAUACUUGCGAUAGAUUACUUAUAUAAACUUAUAUAAUAUUGAUAUGAAACAAAUUACAUUUCAGAAGGAGCCAGAGGAAAAGGGAGGAACAACCAGUCCUGGGGGGACACUCAGCCAUCCCAAAAGAGGGGAGGACAGAUCUAAAUAAUAAGAUAACAGAGCGAGUCUCCCUUCAAAGUGGAUCCACAUCACAGUCUGGAAUCACCUGGGCAUCCCCACCAAGAGUCCAAGAGCUCUUGGAAGGUUUACGUGGGAUUCAUCUGGGAAGUUCUCAGAGAGAGAGGCUCUAUUUUGGAUAAAAUUUAAUUCAUUUUUAUAACAGAGACAUAACAGAGAGUAGGUGUAGGACAACCUACUUUAAGCAACCAACAGAUGCUGGUAACUUCUGUUUUUCACCUCUAACAGCCAGCAGAUGAUGCUGUUUUGUGUUAUUUCAGAGCAAUCUUAUUUUUCCAGGCUGUUCCCCGCCUUCUCAGAUGAUAAACUGCCGUUACAGUCCCUUGGUUUUGUACGUCAGGAUGCCUCUGGUUUCUAGGUCCCUUGAUGCGCUUUUCAAGGAUACUUGUGGCUCCCAGGCUCAGUCCCAGGCUCGCACUCCCAGGCUGGCAAACCUUUCUCUGUCCAUAUUUUUCAGCGGACAAUUUCUUCUGUUCAGUAACUUGCCCCUUUUAACCAGGCUGCCUUUACGGCUGCUCACAGCCGGGUGAGCCAAGGCAGCCAGCUGAGCCUGCUGGCCAUCAGCCGGGACCCAAACACAUCUAGAGCAGCAUUUGGGCUCCUGAAAAUCUGCAAUAUAUGCCUGUGGGUGUGCUCACCUAUGCCUCAAGUCUGGAGGUCAUGAGUCUGUUGUCUUUCCUCCUCAACCCUUCUGUGAUUCGGUGACAGCAUGCAGAAAGUGGUGAAAACACUUCUUGGGGGACAAAUGUAUCUCUCGAGACUGCAGCUUAUACUUCACCUGGUUAGAGGUGGAACUCGGAAAGCAAAAGAUUGAGGGAGCGUAGGUGCAGAACUGCCCAGUAAGUGUGAAUUGGGGUAUAUCGGUAGAUCAUUUCUCAAAAAUCCUCAGACUCUGGACUUGAAUCUUGAUUGUCUCAAGUGUGUCCUUUCGUGCGAAUAAUGCCAUUGCCAAAAAAAAAAGAACACUGUUGCUUUGCUUGGUAUAUAGAGAUUCCUUUGUGUGGAGGCAUAAGCUGUAGAAAGAGCUGUGUUAUUCACUUGCUUUAACCAAAGCUUUACUGGCUAUAAAAAACCAGCCAAGAUUACAGCAAUAUGAGAGGGACUGCGACUGCUCUUGCGCAGAAAGGGAAGCCCUUGGUCUCCUGUCUGGGCUAAGUAGCACACAAGUCCUGACUCCGCACAGGGAGCAAGGCUGAUGUGACAUUGCUAUGUCCUUGCCACAAAAAGGCUAAACAAUAUGGUACCGGCAUAAGUUGGUUUUAGAUGACUUCUUCCUGAAGCCAGAGAGGGGAACAGGGAAGAAAGGCUCCAUUUCCACCCAAAUCUUUUACAGCAACACAACUAUCUAUGAUCUGUUAUCGAGAGCAGACAGUAAAUUGAUCAUCCAGGGCUUAUCCGUAAAGAAAAAGAUAGAAACUAACAGAGUACCACAAUAAUUUAGGAUGUGUCUCUGAACUGGCAGGUCAUUCAUAUUCUGGUUAUAGUCUUUAAGCAGUACAGGUAGUAGGAGUGGAAAGAAUAAUGUUAAGUAAUGUCAAAAUUAAGAAUAUGAAAGUAAAGAAAAAUGUAUAUUAUUACCAGGAGCUAAAGUUGAGCAGAUCAAAAUUCAGGCAUGAUUCUGAGGGAGCAAAAUACAGGAGUCAAGCCAUGAAUCUGUCUAGUAAAACCUGCUAAAAAAUGGAGAACUCACAGCUAGACAUGAUA